AUGAUCUCUGAACUCGAACAUGUGGAGGGCACAUACGGGAAAGGGGAAACGCUGCUGUUCUUGAAAGAUUAUGAGAAAUUCGACAGAAAGGUGACGGGAAUGACGAGGUCAUUCCUAUUCGCUCCAGAUGUGGAAUAUAAACCGAGUCUUCAUAAUCUCCAGUUUUGGCUCGACAAGAUGGGAAACCCACCAACAGUAAAAUACGUGAGAGGGAACGAAUCUGAUGAGGGCCAUCUCACGUCGUUCUCGUUCAUAGUUCUGGGCAAGGGAAUGGCCGAGUGGGCGAAUCGGGCGCACUUCGUGCACGGGAUACGGCAGGUGCUCAACGAGCACCGUCAAUGGAACGCGACCCUCUUCGACGGCGACUCCGCUGUGCUCUCUUUGAUCCUGACUGGAGAGUUUGCACCAACUAUUUCAAGGCUGGGAAUUCAGGUUGGCUAUGACUUGAUUGGUUCGAUAGCAGCUACCGUGGCAUGUAUGGCUGGAAUUUGUCUACUGUUCGUCAAUAGUCGACUAGGAGUAUUAAUUAUUACUUACACCAUCGCAUCUAUUUGUUUUUGUAACCAACUAUGCUUUCUUGUAGGCCUGGUUGGUCUGUUGUCGUGGUGGGGAGCUGAUCUCGAUCCUGUUACCCAAGUUGAUGUUCUUCUGGCUACCGGAUUCAGUGUUGACUACACUGCUCAUGUAGCAUACCAAUUCUACCGUAAUUACGGCUCCGCGCAGGAGAGGGUGAAGAGCAGUUUAAGCGAGAUGGCUGCGCCGAUGAUACAGGCUGGUCUUUCCACGUUCCUAUGCAUGUUGCCGCUAAUUUUCGUUCCUACAUAUGCAAUCGUCGCCUUCGCGAAAACCAUAUUCAUCAUUGUAAGCAUCGGCCUUCUGCACGGCUUAUUUGUCCUUCCUGUGCUGCUUUCCCUCUCAGUACAUUCAUCCACCCCUUCACCUCUUCCAGUCAAAAUGGAACAUGACAUCGAGAACGAAUCAGAUCAAUAG
Angiostrongylus costaricensis is the source of this 990-nucleotide messenger RNA. The record is from the annotation of a GenBank genome assembly. NCBI's taxonomy places the organism in Eukaryota, Metazoa, Nematoda, Chromadorea, Rhabditida, Metastrongylidae.